GAUAAUAACUUUUUUAAAGUUUACCAUGAUAGUUUGUAACAGAAAAAACUGUUUGAUCUUUAAAAGUCACAGUUUUUCUUUUUAUUCAAUGGAUUUUCUACAACCCCACAUGGAUAAAGAGCCAUUGCUUCCGUAACUUUUUCCCUUACCAUAGAGUGAUGAAAUGGUUCUUCCUGUUACCCCUUCUGAGUUCAAAGAUCGUUUCAUCUUUGGAUCUUCAUAUGCUUCACCAAAAGAUCCUUCACCUCUAUUGGAUGCCUCAACACUUUCACGCAAUUCUCCAAGAUCUUCUUCGACUUGUUCCUCCUCUUCACACGAGUUUGCAUCAGCAACAUCCACACUUUGUGAUUCAUCACAACACUCUCAACAACAACAACAAUCUUCUUGGCUCAUUGACCCUAAUUAUCCAUGGCGAAAAACCUAUUUUUAUCGCUCCAAAUCUGCACCUGCUAUGGCGGUUAUCAGUGAUUUCAGUCAAACACCUAUGGCGGUUAUCAGUGAUUUCAGUCAAACAACUGUGAAAAGAACUCAAUUCGGUAGCCAAUUUAUUAUUCUCGAAGCUUUUAUUUUUCUUGUUCUUUAUUUGGCUUUAGGGGUUGUUAUCUAUUGGCUCAAUCGUCAUAGUUUUACAGCAACUGAGACUCAUCCUAUUGUAGAUGCAUUGUAUUUUUGUAUAGUCUCAAUGUGCACAAUUGGAUACGGUGAUAUUACUCCUAAUAGUACUGCAACCAAGAUUUUCUCUAUAUUGUAUGUGUUGAUUGGUUAUGGUUUGGUUGACAUAUUACUCAGUGGAAUGGUUAGUUAUGUUCUUGAGUUGCUAGAAAAUCAUUUGUUCAGGGCUGUGAAGAAAGGUAGGAUGAGGAUUUGGAUGAAUGUGGCAUUGGCAUUUGGGGUUGUGGUACUUUGUAUUGGAGUUGGUGUCGGGGUUAUGCAUUUUGUGGAAAGGCUAGGGUGGGUAGAUUCCUUUUAUCUUUCGGUUAUGUCUGUAACAACUGUAGGUUAUGGUGAUCAUGCUUUCAAGACUAUGCACUGUCGUAUCUUCGCUGCAAUUUGGUUGCUCGUGUCUACGUAUGCGGUGGCCCGGGCGUUCCUUUAUUUGGCGGAGGCAAAGAGGAUUCUUGAUCAGGACAUGACUGUUGCUGCGUUUCUUGCUGCUGGCAUAGACAACAAUGGAUUUGUGAGUAAAUCAGAAUAUGUUAUAUACAAGCUGAAGGAGAUGGGAAAAGUGACAGAGAAGGACAUCAUGCAGAUCAAUCAGAAAUUUGAUAGACUAGACACCGGCAACAUUGGAAAAAUAACACUUGGUGAUCUCAUGGAGGGUCAUAAUGGAUGAGCUCGAUCACCGUGGCUAUCCAAUGAUCAAGAUUUUUUUUUGGAUAGAUAGAUGCUAGUGAGUUAUGUUAGUUUCUAGAGUUUGAAUCAUGAACCUCAUGGUUAGUACUUCUUCGGUUCGGUGUCUCUCGAUUCACCAACUGAGCUGCCUCUAAUGAUCAAGGUGGACUCUUUAUCCAGUUUUGUCACAUAAAGAAGGGAGUGCCAGAUUCUCAAGUUGCACAGGAACUUUUUUUCGUUUUCGGGCUGGGAUUAUAAGAUUAUCAUGUUACAUACAAGUGAUUUCCCUCUCAUACCCUUUUGUCUGUCACGAUAGACAACUCGACGAGGCAACUUGAAAUUCUGGGUUCAUUUGCUGGCAUUUUGCAACUGAUCUUGAUGAAAUUCCGGGUGGUGAUGCAAGGGACAAUUUUGGCUGGUUAAAUAGUUAAUUUAUAUAUAAAAUCUUUUCUGAAAAUGAAUAAAUAUUGUAUUGGUUCUUAGAUUCUCUUAAUCGUGUAAAUUAAUGUGGAACAUCUUGGUAUUGUUUUGGCCAAGAUGCUUCUAUUAGCCAAGGUUGUAGUUGAGUACUUGCACAGUCCUACUCAGUUGAAUAAAGAUACUUCAUAUUUGCAUUCAUAUAUGUCUAAGAGGUACUUUAACUAAAUAUAUAUUUGGUUUAAGGAUAUAUUUUUAACUGCUGUUUGAUUCAAAAGGAGAGUAGAGAAAUUUUAAAACUAAAUUAUCUUUCUAUACUUACAAAUAUUAUCACUCGCAUUUAGUAAAAAUAAUUUUACAUAAAUUUUUUAAAAUAAAAAUUUGUUCAAAUAUAAAAUAUUCUAAAUAUUAAAGAACAUAUUUAAA
Molecule: messenger RNA, 2175 nt
Organism: Vicia villosa (hairy vetch)
Lineage: Eukaryota; Viridiplantae; Streptophyta; Magnoliopsida; Fabales; Fabaceae
Product: two-pore potassium channel 3-like
Exons: 2
Coding region: 164-1333 (389 amino acids)
Biological process (GO): stabilization of membrane potential; potassium ion transmembrane transport
Cellular component (GO): plant-type vacuole membrane
Molecular function (GO): potassium ion leak channel activity
Source: RefSeq, a predicted model, not a curated record